AAAUAUUAUUUUUUCCUAAAAUCAAAUUAUCAAAAUGAAUAACCGGCUUUAAUUUUACGAAGAAGGAACAGUUUCAAUUCGCCCAAAAUUAUAUUAAAAAAAGAGAAAAAAAAAAAGCACCGAUUCGAUCUCGUUUUCAGUUCUUACAUUUACAUUUACAUUUGCCUUUGUCUAUGAUUUAUUUGUUUAUUUUCCAGAUUUGUUGUUCUUCCUACGUUCAAUUACACCGUCUCCAGGAAAAUCUAGUGGAUAUUUUAAUUAACUGACGAUUGUGUUAUUCAAUCGAAUUCUACUGUGAAACGAUGAUGGAAGAAUUAACAAGCAGAUCAGAGAUACGAAAGGAGUUAGAGAGGGAACGCCGUCGUUUAAGGGAUAGGCAAAGAAGGCAAUCAAUGAGCCUUGAGGAAAAAGAAAAGCAUUUAGCCAGACGUCGAAGGAACUAUCAAUUGCGAAGACAAAGAGCCGAAAUGGCUCGAUUAAACCCUCCUAUGUCACCAAUUCAAUUACCUUUAAGUAAUGCUUUAACUUGUGUUUCGGUUUCGGAUGUUAGUCCUCAGUGUAAUGCUGAUGUUGCUGUUGCUGCUGAUGCUGAUGCUUUUCUAAGAACGGAUCACGGACAACAAGAAAGACUGAUGCUUGAUACAGGAAACGCCCACAGUUUGGAUAUCCCUGCUCAUAAGUUAGCUAUUUUACCUGGAAAGGUACGUUUGAAUCGCAUAAAACAUCUGGCUCGAGCAAUAAAUGAUCCUGUUGGUGAUGGGGUUUCAAUUGGUGGGCUGAUGAAGGAAAAUGGAACUUCCAAUUGUUUAAGUUCAAAAGGAUUGCGAUUGAAUCGUAUUAAACGACUUGCUCGAACAACAAAUCCUGCUGUGCAAGAGAUUCUUAGUCAAAGCCAUCAAAGCAUAACAGAAGGGUGAACAUCUCUGGUCUGGUGUAACUAUUGAAGAACAUACAAAUCAGUCAUAUACAAUCCUGUUUUGGCUCCUCCCCAGAUUCUUUCGGUAUAAGAUUUGAUGUGGAGAAAAAGGAUGACAGCCAAGGAAGAUGAUAUUGCCAACUUGCUGUACAUAAUAAGGUCAGGGUAGUUUAGAAUAGAAUUUUGUGGUGAUGAAAAGAGCCAUAUGCUAGGACUUGAUUUUUUUAAAAUGUGAAGGGGAGGGGUUUUUAACAAAUAUUUAUGAUAUGAUAUGAUAUGAUUUAGUCCCUCCCCACUAAAAUUUUUAGUGACUUUUCUCAUUCAUUUGGAUCAAUCUUCAGUGCAAUGACCUCUCUUGUUUUACCAUCACUUGGAUCAAUCUAUCCUACAAGUUUUGGUUUCUCAUUUUUUAUGUUUUUCAUCGUUUAUUAUAGAUCAAGUCAAGUUUAUUUGAUUAUGAUAAAAAAGAA
Molecule: messenger RNA, 1386 nt
Organism: Gossypium arboreum
Lineage: Eukaryota; Viridiplantae; Streptophyta; Magnoliopsida; Malvales; Malvaceae
Exons: 6
Coding region: 303-917 (204 amino acids)
Source: RefSeq, a predicted model, not a curated record